Molecule: messenger RNA, 330 nt
Organism: Sphaeroforma arctica JP610
Lineage: Eukaryota; Ichthyosporea; Ichthyophonida
Exons: 1
Coding region: 115-330 (71 amino acids)
Biological process (GO): selenocysteine incorporation
Molecular function (GO): GTPase activity; GTP binding; translation elongation factor activity
Source: RefSeq, a predicted model, not a curated record
CCUAUAUAUAGAUACAUACGUUGUCUCUCUAGAGAACUCUCUCGCUAGAGAGUGACAUAGUUGACAAGGAGGCAUUGUAUUUAAAUUCUACGGUUGGCGAUCUUCAACAAUAAGAUGUUGAAUAUCAAUGUAGGAGUGCUGGGUCAUGUGGACAGUGGAAAGACGUCGCUAUGCAAGGUCCUGAGCACAGUCGCUUCGACCGCAUCGUUCGAUAACAAUCCACAGAGUCAAGCACGGGGUAUUACGCUGGAUUUAGGUUUCAGCAGUUUCAAAAGAAAGACUCCCUCGCAGCUGGAACAUCUGGGUAAGGGACAUUGUACGAUGUACUAA